AUGGUCAAAACUCUCAUAGACCAUGAGGCACUGUUUCCCGCGCUUUCCGUCAUUGCGUGGACGUCGCCAGUAGGCAUAGAGCCGCCAUGGCAACUCUCCGAGCCUGCCGUCAAAAUCGGCAUCGAAAUGAAGUGCGCAAAAACCAGGAUAUGGUAUGAACCAGACGAAGAGUGGCUUGAUGAGCUGGAAAGAAACCCGGCGAAUGUGUAUUCGGACACUGGUUCGGAGUAUUCAGAGGCAGGGUCAGGGGAGACAGGUUCGGAGGAGGCUUCAGAGACUGGUCGGGAGGAGACUUCAGAGGAAAAGUCCUAA
Fusarium verticillioides 7600 is the source of this 312-nucleotide messenger RNA. RefSeq lists its product as hypothetical. The coding region runs from base 1 to 312 and encodes 103 amino acids. The record is from RefSeq and is a predicted model, not a curated record. The transcript has a single exon. NCBI's taxonomy places the organism in Eukaryota, Fungi, Ascomycota, Sordariomycetes, Hypocreales, Nectriaceae.